AUAAAGCACCUUUGUCAAAGAGUCUGUUAUUAGUCCCAAGUGCCAUCUCAAUUCUACUGACUCUGCUCUUCCAACAUUAUCAGAAGUUCUUUGCAUAUAACCUACAAGCUAUAAAAGAGGAUUUUCAGAUUUGGAGACUUGUAUGUGGGAGAACAAUAUGUCUUGAUCUGAAAGACACAUUCAGCAGCAGUCUGCUCAUUUACAACUUCAGAAUAUUUGAGAGAAGAUACGGCAGCAGAAAAUUUUCAUCGUUUUUAUUUGGUGCUUGGAUGCUUUCAGCUUUGUUUGAUCUUCUCCUUGUAGAAAUCACUCAGUAUAUAUUUGGCAUCACCAUCAACAGCUUGCCUUCUGGUUUGUAAGUAGCUCCUAAUAGAUUUGUUAUUUUUUAUAUCAUUUCAAUGGAUUGUUUUGUGCAGAUUUUAAUUUUAAAAAACUUUAUUCAUGUAACCCUUCAGAUUAAAUUUGAUCCUCCUUUGAACUACAGUGUAAAAAUUAUUGGUAUAACUAUUAUAUUUUCAAACAUUAAUUUCCUAGUUGUGAUCUAUGGUUAA
Messenger RNA from Pterocles gutturalis (yellow-throated sandgrouse), 551 nucleotides. It is a transcript of the gene UBAC2, whose product is annotated as UBA domain containing 2. The transcript is spliced from 3 exons. Gene Ontology annotation, molecular function: serine-type endopeptidase activity. Lineage: Eukaryota; Metazoa; Chordata; Aves; Pterocliformes; Pteroclidae. The record is from RefSeq and is a predicted model, not a curated record. The annotation marks the transcript as partial.